ACAGGAAAGGUCACAUCGCGGGCCUUUUGAAGGGCGUCAGACUUGGACGACUUGACGCAAAGUAUUUCAAGGAAGAGGUGUCAAAGCACCCUUACGUAACUGAAAACGAGGCGUGCAGACCCGUGAUCUUGGAGACGCUCAAAUUCCUGGACGACGUGGAAAGGUUGACGAAGGAAGACAAGGAAUUCGUGACACCAAGGAUUGCCUACCCGCGAAUCCCACAGGACAUUCUUUUUGCUAUUGGCGGGUAUCGCGACGGAAGGCUUUCAGAUGUGAUCGAAGCGUACGACGUACGAGCAGACCGGUGGACUGUGGUGGAAGGGGUCGACUCGAUCGGUCCUCGAAUGAACCAUCGCACGGCAGUGGUCGGUUUCGACAUUUACGUCAUCGGUGGUCACGACGGCGAUGAAGUCUCUAACUCAUGUUUCUGCUUCAACGCUGUUACGAAGAAAUGCCGCGAGAUAUCGCCUAUGCAUGUCCGAAGAUGCUGUUUAAGUGUGGCUGUUCUGCGAGGUUCAGUGUACGCCAUGGGCGGUGAAGGUAAUUAUGAGACUCACAGAACGGCGGAAAGAUACGACUGCAAGGCGAACCAGUGGUCGUGGAUCGCUCCGAUGAAGAUAGGGCGAGAAAAUGCAAGUUCGGCUGUGCUGAAUGGCAAAAUAUACGUCGCUGGUGGAAGAGAUGGUCAGAAUUCUCUAAACUCGGUGGAAGUUUAUGACCCGGACACCAACAGAUGGACGUUCGUUGCACCGAUGCUCUCUCGACAUGACUCUUUAUCUUGUGUCGAGUUCCACGGCUCCCUGUACGCCCUGGGAGGACAUAACGGGACAUCUUACAAGCUCAGUACCGAGAAGUAUGACCCUAAGGAAGGCGCGUGGACCGAGAUCCCUGCCAUGAACUUGUAUGAAUUUGAAUUAAACGCAGAAGUCAUCGACGAUAAGAUCUUCGUCAUCUGUGAUUAUUAUGACCCGAAGUAUUUCUUCCACCGUGUCGCAUCUUUCAAUGACAAGGAAAAUCGAUGGGACAAGGCGGCAGACAUGAACGUUUGUAGAUCCGGGAUGUCGACUUGUGUCAUCGAGAACCUACCGAAUGCAAGCGAUUACGCCUACAAGCACAGAGAGAAAUUAAUGGUGGAGAAACAUAAAGAAAUGUUGAAGGGGAAAUGUAACCGUCCUUCCACACACACACACUCGUCCUUCUUCUGAUGUAGUCACGGGUUCGAACCCAGUAGCUAGGCCGGCGCUGGUGGGGUUACAACGUUUGUUACUUCGGUGCGCGGAAGGUGUUAAAGGUUUUCUCAGGAUACCUUGACAUAGAUUCAGUCGGUGGGCGAGGAUCUCCGACCCUCAGGGAUAAAUACGGAGAGGUCUUAAUUGGAGCGGCGCUCGCGGGAGGGCAGCGACGUCGCUGAGCUGGUGCAAUUCUUCACGACACAGUUGUUAAAAAUCACUAAAUUUAUUCACGAAAUGAGACGCACUGAUGCAAAGACACAAUUAUGUUGAUAUUCAGGCAUUGCAAUGAAUCGGCUGUUUAUGUACGACUUGAAGACUGUCCUUAAAUUUUGAAUUGAAUGCGGCGAUCCGAUUCGACACCCGAAAUCACCCCCAUGACGUCGGAAACGCUCCGAAAAACCACGAGGCGUCUGUUCUAGAGCAAACGUCAUUCAAUAUCUGGAAAGGCUUAAAGUUUUCGCCUCGUAAACAACUUUUACGAGUACGAAAGCUUUGUGAGUGUCACGGGAGGUCUCGAGGAUUGUCGCUACUCUCUUCCAAUUUAAAUAUAUUAAACAAUGCCCUAAAUUCAUAAAAUCAAUUACAUUUGGAUUAAAUAAGGCGUUCCAAAUAUAAUUUCAUCACGCGUCCUUCGUUUGUAUAAACAGGAUUAAUAUGCCAAAGCCUGGUUAUCUCUUCAUCUCAAGGUUGACCCGAUAGGUAAUCGAACUACGAACCUGGACUGGAACAGGAAAAUCAGUAGUUUGCGGUUGAUUACAACCGCGACGAACACAUUCAUUUUAA
Zootermopsis nevadensis is the source of this 2015-nucleotide messenger RNA. NCBI's taxonomy places the organism in Eukaryota, Metazoa, Arthropoda, Insecta, Blattodea, Termopsidae. The record is from RefSeq and is a predicted model, not a curated record.